AUGGCCUCCAACGCCGAGAAGCUUGACGAUGUCGAGAAGAAUCCGUACGCCUCUGCGAGCAGAUGGCGCCACCAGGAGAGCCCUGCCUUUCUACGCCAUGCCGGCCAAGCUGUUCCCCGCGACGCGCAGGAGAAGCACGGCAACACCAGCGAUCUCGCCAGCUUCCUCAACAAGGAUCGCGUCGAACCUGAGCGCCCGACGACCGCUGAGCACCGCGCGGGAAACUUCAAGCCUAUCAUGAUCGGCGCCGCCGAGGCCAAAGAGGAGAUUGAGCCCCGGCAGGAUGCUCAUGUGGACGGGAUGAUGUUCCACUCGUGCAACGGCUUCAGCGUUGGCACCGAUGAGGAGGCCUACAGUGGCCUUGCCCUGUGGAACGAUGUCACCAGACGCCACCGCGAGAAGCCUUUUCAUGUCAUGAUUGGCGGAGGCGAUCAGAUCUACAACGACGGCAUCCGUGUCUCGGGCCCGUUACGCGCGUGGACUGAUAUCUCCAACCCGACCAAGAGGCGACACUACCCCUUCCCCGAGAAGCUGCGCCAGGCAUGUGACGACUACUACCUGAAGAACUACAUCAAGUGGUAUUCGAGGGAACCGUUCGCCGGCAUGAAUGGUACCAUCCCCCAGGUGAACAUUUGGGACGACCAUGACAUCAUUGACGGCUUCGGCUCCUACGUCGACGAGUUCAUGAAGUGCGACGUUUUCCGAGGCAUUGGAGGCACCGCCCACAAGUACUACAUGCUGUUUCAGCACCACCUGCCCCCUCCGCCGUCCACUUACACAACUGAUCACGGAGAGUCCUUGUCUGGCCCUGGUCAAGGCGAAGACCCGAACCAGCUGAUGGAUACAUUUGUCGCCUCCAGCAAGACGGACGAUUGCUACAUUGUUGGCUCAAAGCACGGGCCGUACGUUGCCGAGCACUCCCACAACAUCUUCUGCAAGCUCGGUGCGCGAGUGGCGAUGGUGGGCAUUGAUGCCAGAACUGAGCGUACUCGUCACCAAAUCAACUACCCCGAAACGUACGACCAGAUCUUUGAACGCACGAGACAGGAGCUGCAGGCUGCAGCCGACGCGGGCCAGCCCUUUAAGCACUUGAUCCUGUUGCUUGGUAUUCCGAUCGCGUAUCCUCGCUUGACCUGGCUGGAAACCGUCUUCAGAAGUCCCCUUAUGGGCCCUGUGAGGCUUUUGAACAAGCGAUUCGGUGUUGCUGGUGGUCUGUUCAAUCAGUUCGAUGGCAGCAUUGACUUGCUCGACGAUCUCGACGACCACUACACGGCAAGGACGCACAAGAGGGAGCGCCAGGCGCUUGUCGAGCGGCUGCAGAAGAUCGCGGCCGAAUUCUCCGUACGCAUCACCAUCCUUGGCGGAGAUGUUCAUCUCGCUGCGCUUGGUCGCUUCUACUCCCAUCCCAAGCUGGGUAUCGCGACGGAUAACGACCACCGUUACAUGGCCAAUGUUGUGUCGUCCGCCAUUGUCAACAAGCCUCCUCCGACGGCUGUCGCGAAUCUGCUGGCCAAGCGCAACAAGAUCCAUCAUCUGAACCAUGACACGGACGAGACGCUGCUCACCUUCUUCAACAAGAACCCUGGCGAUUCGAACAAGACGCCCGGUUUCAACAAGGUUACAAUGCCCAGCCGCAACUUUGCGAUUCUCACGGAGAACUCGCCCAACAACCCGGCCGUCAAUGCGGAGCCCGAGAAUGACGGAACAAACGGCACGACCAACGGCUCGGUCCGGACCAAUUUCUCCGGCAAAGGCGGCCACGACUUUUUGCACCCAGGCGAGGUGGACGCGGGUACGCUUCACCGAGCGGCAUCGGCGGCACAUGGCCGACUCAACGACGGCAGUCUCGACAUUGUUAUCCGCGUCGAAAUCGAUCAGCACGACAAGGAAGGCAAGACGGACGGGUACGGCCUCAGCGUGCCGUUGCUGCACUACACCCGGCCUGUGACGCCGGCGGCGCCGUUCCCGCAACAGGAGCACUCGGCUGAGACAUCCUCGAGGAGCCGGCCCCGGAGUCAGUAG
This is a messenger RNA of Verticillium alfalfae VaMs.102, 2022 nucleotides long. RefSeq lists its product as hypothetical. The transcript has 8 exons. The coding region runs from base 1 to 2022 and encodes 673 amino acids. Lineage: Eukaryota; Fungi; Ascomycota; Sordariomycetes; Glomerellales; Plectosphaerellaceae. The record is from RefSeq and is a predicted model, not a curated record. Gene Ontology annotation, cellular component: membrane.